GUGAAAAAUUCCCCUGACAGGAAGAUUUGCUUUUCAUUGCUCAGGUUUCAGUCCUGAGCAAGUAGCCGCAAGACGAGGGGAGAAACUCUUGGGGAAGAUUUUUCAUUUUUAGAAAUUGAGAGGAAAGAAAAUCCAAGUAAAAGAUCUUCCCCAAUCCCAGCAAAGUCCCUUGGCUUUUAUCUUGUUCAAAGGGCUUGAAGGAUGAGUUUGGAAAUGACGGAUAAUGAAAGAAAUAGCUUUCAAGGAUUUGUGAAUGCGUAACACGGGGGGACGGGGGACGACAGGAGAGAAGGGGGGGGAAAAGCUGAAGAAAUUGAAACUAGCAAGUAAGAGGAGCCACAGCAUGGGGAACUGCUGCCAGAAGAACUGUACAAGUCUGGAUGCCUAUGUGCUCUGGCUUUUCAAAGUUUGUGACUGCAGGUCAGGAGGUAAGACGGUGACAAGCGAUGAUACAAAUGGCCCUCCGGUAGGACCAUCGAUAUCACCUCCAAUCAGAACGGUAGACCAGAGCUGCAGAUUUGUUGCCUUGUUUCCUUACCAAGCCCGGACUGAGGAUGAUCUGAGUUUUCAACCUGGAGAUAAGCUUGAAGUGCUGGAUACCUCCCAGGAGGGCUGGUGGCUUGCAAACCUACUUGUGGAGAAUGGUCUUGCCAGACCCGGACAAAAACUGCAAGGCUAUAUCCCAGCUAACUAUGUUGCUCCCGACCAGAGUAUUGAAGCUGAACCGUGGUUUUUUGGAUCUAUUAAACGAACAGAUGCUGACAAACAACUCCUUUAUCAUGAGAAUGAGUCAGGAGCUUUUCUAAUCCGAGAGAGUGAAAGUCAAAAGGGUGAAUUUUCCCUUUCAGACAGAAGUCCCAACUCCAUAUGAUUUAUCAUAUCAAACAGUAGAUCACUGGGAGAUUGACCGCAAUUCUCUACAACUUUUAAACAGAUUGGGUUCCGGGCAAUUUGGUGAGGUCUGGGAAGGAUUAUGGAAUAACAGAACACCAGUGGCAGUUAAAACAUUAAAACCAGGUUCAAUGGAUCCAAAAGACUUCCUCAGGGAGGCACAGAUAAUGAAGAAUUUGAGACACCCGAAGCUUAUACAGCUCUAUGCUGUUUGCACUUUACAGGAUCCAAUUUAUAUUGUUACAGAGCUGAUGAGACAUGGGAGUCUGCUAGAAUACCUCCAAAAUGAUGCAGGUUCCAGAAUCCAUGUGCCAGAGCAGGUAGAUAUGGCAGCUCAAGUGGCCUCUGGAAUGGCCUACCUGGAAUCCCAAAAUUUCAUCCACCGAGAUUUGGCAGCAAGGAAUGUCCUGGUUGGUGAUCACAAUGUUUACAAAGUGGCAGAUUUUGGACUUGCACGGGUUUUUAAGGUAGAAAAUGAAAAUGUCUAUGAAGCCAAACACGAAACAAAGCUCCCAGUGAAAUGGACAGCUCCUGAAGCAAUUCGCUCUAAUAGGUUUAGCAUUAAAUCUGAUGUCUGGUCUUUUGGAAUACUCCUUUUUGAAAUAAUCACUUAUGGAAAAAUGCCCUAUGCAGGUCUGAUGGGUUUUCAAGUGCUCCAGAGACUGGAUCAAGGGUACAGAAUGCCGCAACCAGCUAAUUGUCCUCUAGAGUUGUACAACAUUAUGCUGCAGUGUUGGAACGUCGAACCCAAAGAACGUCCAACCUUUGAAACGUUGCAUUGGAGAUUGGAAGAUUAUUAUGACAUGGAUUCCACAUCUUAUGCAGAUGCAAAUACUUUUGUACAUUGAAUGAAUACAUUUUGCUACUGCUCAAAAACAACUUUCCUUUAGGAAUUUUUUUAAAAAAUCAUUUCAAGUCAAUGUUAUAGAAUGAAGAUAAAUCUACCUGUGUACGUGAGUGUGUCUGUGUGUGUGUGUGUGUGUGUGUGUGUGUGUGUGUGUGUGUGUGUGUGUGUGUAGACAGAUCUAUAUAUAAACACACAUACAACACACAUACAUACACAAAUACUCAUAGGGGCCUACUCUCUGCAAUGGGACUGGAAGAAAGAAAGCCUUUUCUGUAAGAGUAAUGCAUUUGUUAGGCUAUUACAUGCUACAUCAAACAAAAGCUGCUAUUUUCACCAAAGUAACCGUGAGAUCAAUCUAACCUCAGAGCAGAUAAAUGGAUAUCUUAAAAUAGUGGCGAAUGCCAAGGAAUGUCUGUUUAUUAAAAUCUGUGACAUUAUGCCACAGUCUUGAUGGCAGUCAUUUAUACUGUAAGAUUAAGAAAACUGAAAUAGACAGGAUCUCACCCCCCCCUCUGCUGCACAAUGAAGUUAUUCUUCUAUUUAUUAUUUAAGCAAGAAAUAGUAAAGAACACAAAUCAUAAACAGCUGCCUCACAAAAGACAUUGCAACACUACUUUUAAUACUUCAGAAUGAUUAUGCGUUAUUCUCCGUAUUCCACAAGUAAUCUGUUAAAUCGCAUUGAUUUGUUUUUAUGAAAGCAUGUGAUUGUGCUUACAGAGAGCCUCUCCAUAAAAAUACUUUUGUCACCUGUAUUCCGCCCCCCCUUUUUUUCUAUACAUAUUCUACAGCUACAAUUCUGGCCACGCUGAAUUAGAAGUUGGGAUUGCGCCCAUGGAAUAGAUGUAUAUUUACUUUUGAAAAAAAUGAGAGAGAAUAUACUUUGGGGAAACACAAUCUAUCAAAAUAAUGGGCUUCUUCAAACAGUAUUUGUUUUGCAGUCAAGUGAUGAGCUUUAGUUCAUAAAUAUAGCCUUUGUAAUUUUAUAACAACCAAAUACUACACAGUUAUAUAUGAGAACCAGACUAUUGCGCACCGCAAUAGAGUGCCAGUCUCUACUUCUUUUAACAGGCUCUGAAUAGAGAUCAGCUGCUUCCAAGCAGAGAUUUCAAAUAAUUCUGUCAAGCAAUUUUCUGAUGUGGAUUUUUGUUUUUAUCUGUCUGAUCAUGGACCACAGUACUGAUAGUAUUGGGGCCACUCAUUCUUUUAUGAAAUGCAUACUUGAAGUUGUUCGAUUGUACUUUUAAGAAUGUGGAAAGAAUCUAAUGUAAAACAUUGGCAUGUUAAAUAAAACUCCAGAUAGAUUUAC
Molecule: messenger RNA, 3044 nt
Organism: Thamnophis sirtalis
Lineage: Eukaryota; Metazoa; Chordata; Lepidosauria; Squamata; Natricidae
Source: RefSeq, a predicted model, not a curated record